Molecule: messenger RNA, 2158 nt
Organism: Microplitis mediator
Lineage: Eukaryota; Metazoa; Arthropoda; Insecta; Hymenoptera; Braconidae
Product: complex I assembly factor ACAD9, mitochondrial-like
Exons: 1
Coding region: 124-2016 (630 amino acids)
Molecular function (GO): flavin adenine dinucleotide binding; acyl-CoA dehydrogenase activity
Source: RefSeq, a predicted model, not a curated record
AAAGUGAGUUGGUAAUUCGCCAGUCGAGUGUGAGUACAUUUUUAUUUACGUUAUAAUUUUUCUUCGGCAUGUCCAAGUGAAUAAAAGUUUUUAAAUAAUAAAACUAAAAACAAUAGAGUAAAAAUGUUGACACGUAAAUUAAUAGUGAGGCAAAAAUUGCCACGACAUAUUUAUAUAAAAACAAGUGGUAAUAAUUAUUCAACAACCGAAGUACAGACAGAAGUAAUCACACCACUGGAAGUGAGGUUAUCAGAGCACAAACCUCAGCUGAAACGCCGCCCGCCGUUUGCAAAAGGUCUUUUUGUCGGUAAAUAUGACAUUGAGUUUGCAGCAUUCCCAGAGCCGCAGACGCACGAGAGGCACAAAGAAUUCUUCGAGUGGUUGAAGCCUGUCGAGGAGUACAUGUCGACCAACAUCAACCAGGAAGCUAUUGAUCAGACUGGUAAGAUUCCGCGUGACGUAAUCGAAGAUCUUAAGGACCUAGAUGUUCUCCGAGCUGCUGUGCCAGAUGAGUACAAAGGUCUGGGUUUGAAUCACAGCGAGUUGUCCAAGUUGAUAGAGACACUGGCUUUUGUGCCUCCACUGGGUGCUUAUCUGGCAAAACAGAGCCAGGCGGUGAAAGUGAUCACUGAGAAUGCAUCCGAUACACAAAAGGAAAAUUAUUUAACGAGAAUAGCCAGUGGUGAAAUAAAUCCUACGGUUUGUAUAUCAGAGAACACCCAGGGGUCCAAUGCCGCUGCUAUUGAGUGCACUGCUGAGCGUUCGUUGGAUGACAAGCACUGGGUUUUAAAUGGAUCAAAAACUUUCGUGGCGAAUGCUGAUGAUUCAAAUCUAUUUGUCGUCUUUGCUGAGUGCGUUGAGCUCGGAAGACGUUUCGACAAAGAGGACAUGGUGACUGCCUUCUUGGUAGAAAAAGAUUUCGGUGGUAUCACCGUACACGAGCCGGUACAAUCGAUGGGUCUCCGGGGAGUUACCAUGAGCCAGGUGACUUUUAAAAAUACUCUGGUGCCUAUCAACAACGUCAUCGGGGAUAUUGGUUCAGCAAACGAGUUCUUCACGAGUGUCUACAGCGAAGGAAAAGAAUUCAUCGGCAGCCAGGCGAUUGGUUUGACUAAAAAUUUCUUGCAGGCGCUUAUCAAAAAUCUUAAAUCCGACAAAGACUUCAACGCCGCCCUGUUCAAAAGCGACUCGGUCCAAGAAAUAAUUGCUAAAAUAUGCUGCAGUAUAUUCGCGAUGGAGAGCGUAGUUUAUUUGACCACGGGAAUAAUCGACAGCUACGCGAACCAGGACUGCAAUUUAGAAAAAUGUAUCACUGAAGCUUUCUGCACUGAGACCUGUAUCAAGAGUAUUCUGCUGGGAGUCCCACUACUUGGAGCUGCUUCUUUUCUAAAAGGAAAUGGUAUCGAAAGACUGAUAAGAGACGCGAUGUGUCUCACCAGCUUCGACGGUUCUUUGCUCAACACCAAAGCAGUAAUCGCUCUCCAGGGUCUGCAGCACACGGGAAAUAAAUUGGGUGACCAGGUGAUAAUCGAGAGAAACCCGCUCAUGUUCCCGAAGGAAAUUCUCGCAAUGAUGGUAAAAUUCAAGAGGAGGAAAAGUUUAUACAUACCCGACAACUUGCAUCCUUCACUGCAACCAACUGCUACAAUACUUGAGGAAUCGAUUAUCGAUUUCGAGAAAAUGAUCAGGACAGUUAUCAUCCGUAAUGGCCAGCAAGUGAUGGACAGACAGAUGGAACUUCGUAGAAUUGCUGAAGUAGGCACAUACUUGUACGUUAUUGCUGCUAUUCUCGCCCGCUCCUCCAGGUCUUACUGUCUGGGGAUGAGAGACAGCGAAAAGGAAAUAAAGAUGGCUCAGGUCUUCGGGUACGCGCUCUACCAGAAAGCCAAGCAGCUGAUCGCCGACCUGGACUACGGCGACUGGAUCAACGGCGACUACUUGCUCAAAGAAAUAGCCGACUCGGCAUUCGAAAAAGACAAAUACUUUGUCGAGCAUCCGUUAGCAAGAGCCUUUUAAUAUAAUUAUUAAUUAUUAGAUAUUAAAUAUUAUUUAUACGAUUAAAUUUAUAACGCGCAUUUUAAUCCUCGUACAUUCGUUAUCUGUAGGCUGUAACUAAUAAAUGUAAAUAAUUAAUGAGGAAUAAAUAAUGAACAUAAAU